Messenger RNA from Tetrahymena thermophila SB210, 5614 nucleotides. RefSeq names its product myosin head protein. Gene Ontology annotation, cellular component: vesicle; myosin complex; actin cytoskeleton. The record is from RefSeq and is a predicted model, not a curated record. NCBI's taxonomy places the organism in Eukaryota, Ciliophora, Oligohymenophorea, Hymenostomatida, Tetrahymenidae. Gene Ontology annotation, molecular function: microfilament motor activity; ATP binding; actin filament binding. The transcript is spliced from 8 exons. Gene Ontology annotation, biological process: actin filament organization; vesicle transport along actin filament.
UAAGAAAUACCCAUAAAAUAAGUGUAGUUUAGUAUUUAUUAGCUUACUUUUACUUAAUUAAUAAAUCAUAAUAAAUUGAAUAUUGAUUUUUUAAUCUAAAUGAGUAUUGAUUCACAUUAAAUAGAAAGAAUUAAGACAUCAUGGAUGCUUAAUGGAGUUUAAUGCUGGGCUAAAGUAGCACCAGAGGAAAACUCCGAGCUUAUGUUUCGUAGGGCUAUUAUUACAGGUUUAGAUAAUAAGCGUGAGCAUGCAUUCUUAAAAUAUGAGUUUCAUCUUAUCUAAAUUUAACAGCAAAAAGAAAAAGGUCCAGAAAAAGUACAUGUUAGAGACUUAAUAGAAUGCAAUUAGAAUGCAGAUAGUGAAAAAUUUAAAGAAGGUUUUCCUGAUAUGGUUUCGAUGAAUGUAUUAAAUGAAGCAGAAAUUUUGAAUAAUGUUUGGUUGCGAUAUUCUAAAGACCUAAUUUUUUCCUACAUAGGACCUACAUUAAUUGUAAUGAAUCCCUACAAGAAUGUAGAAAAGCUUUUUAAUGAAAAGGUUUUAUAAGAAUUUUAGAAACCUGCAAUAAAUAACAAUUUCGAUAUAAAGUAGCAUUAGCCUCAUGUCUAUGCAGUAACUACAUUAGCUUAUUAGUAGCUAUUUAUGAAUUAAAAGAACCAGGCAAUAGUAAUUAGUGGAGAAUCAGGAGCUGGUAAGACUGAAAAUGCUAAAUAUUGUAUGGCUUUUUUAACUUCUUUAAGUAAUGAAACAACUAAGCAGUAACGCCCAAAAAAGAAAACUUAAUUGGCGAACUAAUUAAAUAGAUAUUCUACAAUGAGAUAUUCUUCAGUAGUAGCUAGCAACAUCUCAGAUUCUUAAUAUACUGAAGACUCUAUACUUUAAUUAAAGGAUACAUCGAUUGAAGAGCGUAUUCUUAGAUGCAACCCAAUUUUGGAAGCGUUUGGUAAUGCUAAAACAGUGAGAAAUGAUAAUUCAAGUAGAUUUGGUAAAUAUGUUCGUAUUUGGAUUGGAAAGCAUGAUAAAAGAAUUAAAGGAGCCUCAAUUACAAAUUACUUAUUAGAAAAAAGUAGAGUGACUCUACUAUCAUAAGGUGAAAGAAACUAUCACAUAUUCUAUCAUUUUUUAUAAGGAUUAGAAACUUCACAACUUAAAACUUAUAAACUUGUGGAAAAAAAUGGUAAUAGAAUAGAUUUAAAAAAUUUUAAUUAUUUAAAUUAAACUAAUGUGUACGAAAUAAGCUCCUUUCCUAGUGAUAAAAUAAUGAUUGAUUAGAUUAUUGAAUCCUUUGAGAAAAUGGAGAUUGAUUCAUACUAGUAAGUAGCUAUUUUUAAAGUUUUAUCAGCUAUUCUUUAUAUUGGAAAUAUUGAGUUUGAUAGCUCAACAUAUACAGAUAAUACUCCUUGUAGUAUAAAAAACUAAGAUAUCAUAUAAACUGUUUCUGAACUUUUAGAAAUAAAUUAGUAAGAUAAAAUUUUGAAGUCAAUUAUAUUUAAAAUACGUUAAGUUGGUAGCUAGGUUAUGGAAACUCCAGUGAAUGUUGAAGAGUGCAAAAUUAAUAGGGAUUCAUUAGCGAGAGCUCUUUAUGAUAAAAUGUUUACAUGGAUAGUUUAAUCAUUAAAUAUGGAAAUUUUACCUUAGAAUAGUAAUCCUAACGAAUGUUUAAGUCUCGGAUUGCUAGAUAUUUUUGGGUUUGAGAACUUUAAGGUCAAUUCUUUUGAAUAAUUAUGCAUCAACUUCACAAAUGAGCGCUUGCAAUAGCUAUAUAUUGUAUAUGUGUUUAAAGCUGAAGAAGAAGAGUUUAAAAAAGAAGGUCUUAAAGUCCAUAGCUUAGAACUUUCUUAUUAAGAUAAUUAAGUUAUUAUAGAUACAAUGGAUAAGCCACCUAAUGGUAUUUUUGAUCUUCUAGAUGAAAGUUGUUCUUUAGGAAAUUCAACAGAUGAAAAGUUUUACUAAAAAAUUGUUUCAACCUACUCUAAAAAUGAUUAAAUUAAGAUACCAAAAAUUUAAAACAUGAAAUUCUCAAUUGUACAUACUGCAAAAGAAGUUGAAUACACAGCUGAUGGCUUUAGAAAUAAAAAUAAAGAUGAGAUUUCUACUUUUCUAGAUUAAUGCAUAUCGUCAUCUAGUAGUUCUGAAAUAUGUUCUAUAUGGUAAGGAAUUGGAGAAGUUAAUAUGACAGAUAUGGAGGUUUCUUCAAAAACAGUGCAGGAUAUGUCAAUUUCAGUGAGAAAUACUUAGAAAAAAUUAGAAAAUAAGGGAAAAGCUCAAAAAUUUUUAGGAGCAAAAUUCAGGGCUUAAAUGAAAGAUCUUAUGGGAGAACUUAAUUCUUGUGAUGUACAUUUUAUUAGAUGUAUUAAGCCUAAUGAAGAUAAAGUAAAAGAAAAAUUUGUUAGUCAAUAUGUACUCUUGCAGAUAAGAUAUUUAGGUAUUUUGGAAAGUAUUAAGGUGAGAAGAGAAGGAUUUCCAUGUAGAAUGAGCUAUGAAGAAUUUUACACUAAAUAUCAUGAGCUUGAUGUUUUUAAUAGAAAAAUAACAUUAUAGAGGCACUUAGAUAUGAAACAAGAUAUGCCAGGAUUGUGUAGAGAAUUGUUAUUUAGAGUUGUAAAAGAUGUUAACAAAAAAGAAGUUCUAUUUGGUUAAACUAAGUUGUACUUAAAAGUUUAGCCAUCAACAGAGUUAGAUAAUAGAUUAAUUAAAUGGUGGUAGUUUAAAAAUGAUUAGGCUGGUAAAAUCUAAGGAUAGUGGGAAGUUUACAAUAACAGAAAAGUUAUUAAAGAAAAUUUAAAGAUUAUAAAAAAUGCUGUUAAAAGUUUUGUUAAACUUUAAGCUAUUUAUAAAAUGAAAGUCUAAAAAAAAGCAUAUCUUAAGACAUUAUAAUAGAAAAAGGGAAUAGAAAUACUUUAGAAAAUACAAAAAAAAAUGCAACAAGCUAAAUUAAAAGAAGUACUAAAACUAUGGGUGGAUAAAAUAAAAACAUAAAAAAAGGGAGAUAAAUGGUCUAAUGCAGUAUCGAAAGUUUGUAAUAUAAGUAAAAGAAACCAUGUGAGAGAUAUCAAAGAAUACUGGCUUAGAUGGAAGAAUUUUAUCAAAUCUGAAUAAGAAAAAGAAUUACAAAACAAAAUAAAAGAAUAGGAAGCAAAAGCUAUUGAACAAAAUAAAGCAAUAGAAGAAUAAAAGCAAAUAGAAAAAGAAGUAGAGGAAGAGGAAGAAAAAAAAGAUGAUGUUAAGGAAUUAGAAUAAGUAAAACCUUAAGAACCUGUAGUUUAAAAGAAGAUUAACCCUAAUGGACUUGAAAUGGAAAGAGAAGAUAUAAAGUCAGACGAGUUUACUUCUUAGGGUCUAAAAAUUUGGCCUAACUUUUCAAACUUUACUAAGCCUUAUAAUUUAUAAAAUAAAUUCUCUAUCCCUAAUGAUAUUUUAGACAAUAAUUAAAAAUACUAAAAUCCUAAGGAGCCAGAAUAAAAAGACUUAUAAAAUUUAGAGUUUAGUGAUUAGUUUCUUUAAUUAGUUCAAUAAUCAUCAUUCUUAGAAUAUUGCAAUAAUAAUGUAAAAAGAGCUAAGAAUUUCAGUAAAAAAAUGUAAAUUGCUAAAAUAAUGCAAUACUAAUCAAAUAAUCUAAGUGAAUCUCUACUCUAACAAUCAGAUUCAUUCAAUGAAGAUGCUACUAAGAUUUUUAGAUCUUUAUUAAAAAUCUCUGGAAAUAGAAAUUCUCGUUUCUCUCCUAGAUACCAUUCUGAUCUGAUAUUAAAUCUAUGUUAUGGAAGGGAUUCGGAAUUAGAUCCUAACUGCUAUGUGAUAGGUAAAAAAGUGGAAAAUCCAGAAGAUUAAAAAAAAUAAAAUAAUAGAAGAGAAUCUAAAGAAAAUAAAGAUCUUGAUUAGAGAAGAGGAAGCUAUUUAAAAAAUUACUCAUCAUAGGUAUGCUAAAAAUAAUAAGGGAAAAAUGGUGAUUCAAAUCAAGAAGAGGAUGAUUUAAGCCAUGAAAACAAAUUAGAAUUAAUGGCUAACUAAAUCCUUCAUGGUAAUUUAAAUCAUAUAAGGGAUGAAGUCUACUUUUAAAUAUGCAAAUAGAUUGCUGGAAACAAAUCCUAAGAGGCUAAAAAAAAUUUAUACAAAUUUGCAGCUGAAAUGUCCAAUUUAUUCGCACCUUCUUAGGAUGCCCUCUAUCCAUUAAUAAAUUUCUUCAUGGAUUAAUCAUUACAAGAUCCAAAUGCUUAAAAUAAAGAAGAUGCUAAGUAUAUCGUCAGUAAACUUUCUGAAUUUGCUAGAGGAUAUGCAGUAGUUAAAUUAAUGAACCCUGAUCAGUUAAAAAAAUAAAGUAUUUUAAAGGUAUUAAAGAAUAAUGAUCCCCUUGAAUUACAACUUUAAAAAAAUAAUAAUUAGUAAGUCUUGAUUAACUAUAUAAACAAGAUGUAACCCAGAUAAUUAAUUCCUUCACAUCAAGAAGUCUCAAAAAUUCAUAAUAGAUAGUAAAUAUGCAUAAAAAUAUAUUUAUUUGAUGGUACCUAUAUUUGGGUUCCUGCUGAAUCAUUAGAAACUGUUAAAAGCAUAGUAGAAAAAGCAUGUAGCCAAAUCGAUAUGAAAGAACGUUAUUAAUUUUUUAGCCUCUAUGAAGUUCUUUAUGAGUAAGGAAAGGUUAUGAAAGAAGCUUUUUUAUUUGACAGAGUUAAAAUAAUGGAUAUUUUUAAUUCCCAUCAAAUUACAACAGAGCUAUAACAGAAAAAACAUUCUAAAAAUAUUGAAUUCAGAAUUUAUCUUAGGAUAAGAGUUUAUUACAAGCUUUUUAAAGAUGAUAUAGAUUCGAUAAAUAUGUUUUAUAUGCAAAAUAUAUAUGAAGUAAACUAAGGAAGGCUACCCUUAACUGAAAACUAAAUAACUUAAUUAGCUGCUCAUUACUGCUAUUCAUCUCUAAAAACUUAACAGGGAAAUGAGAAGAAUAUAGAAAAUAUGAUAAAUAAAGCUGUGCCUUAGUACGCAAUUCAAAAGUAUCAUAAUAGACAAUGGGGUAAUGAAGUAAGUGAAAUUUAUAAAAAACUUGAAUACUAAAAUGCUUUAGAAGCAAGAUGGAUGUAUCUUGAAAUAAUCAGACCUCAUGAUCUCUUUUUAAGCUACUAAUUUGAAUGCAGAAUGUUUGUCUAAUAAAAAACCGAUUAGGGUUAUAAGCUAGUUUAAAAUUAAUAGAUAAUUUUAGGUAUUAGACCUUUGUAAAUAGUUAUUUCUGAUUUAGAACGUAAAACUAUGUUGAUAAUUGAUUUUUCUGAAAUGACUAAAUGGGGAUAAAGCAUAAGUAGUAACUCCUACUUUCUAAUAUAGCAUGAAAAUUCAAACCUUUAUGUGUUUGAAGUGUAAGAUGUGGAGUUGGCUGAUUAUCUAAUUAAUGCAUAUGUAAAUUGGAAACUCGAAAGAAAUCUUGAUGAUGCUUCGAACCCCACUUACAGUGAUGUUAUUACUUUCUUAGUUUCUGAUAAUGAUCAAGCAAAUUAAAUUAAAUGAUUUUAAGACAGUUUUCAAAAAUAAAAAAAACUUAAAUUAACUAAAAACUUUACUACCUAUCUAAAAAUUAUUUUAAAUUUAAAUAUAUAUUCAUUUUAUAAAACUUUAUUUUAAUAAAUACUAAAUC